This is a messenger RNA of Tilletiaria anomala UBC 951, 1495 nucleotides long. Its product is annotated as gamma-tubulin. The coding region runs from base 77 to 1435 and encodes 452 amino acids. Lineage: Eukaryota; Fungi; Basidiomycota; Exobasidiomycetes; Georgefischeriales; Tilletiariaceae. Gene Ontology annotation, biological process: microtubule nucleation; mitotic spindle organization; cytoplasmic microtubule organization. Gene Ontology annotation, molecular function: structural constituent of cytoskeleton; GTP binding. The record is from RefSeq and is a predicted model, not a curated record. Gene Ontology annotation, cellular component: nucleus; spindle; microtubule. The transcript is spliced from 9 exons.
CGCGUAUAGUACGCAAGCUCAGUUCUGCAACAAGAGAGGAAAGGAUAAACAGCAACACGCGCCGCGCCCGCACGAGAUGCCGCGCGAACUUAUCACUAUCCAAGCCGGGCAGUGCGGGAAUCAAAUUGGUUCACAGUUCUGGGAAUAUCUCUGCAAGGAUCACGGGAUUUCACGCGACGGAACCUUGGAGGACUUCGCCACAGAUGGCGCCGCGGGCGAUCGCAAGGAUGUCUUCUUUUACCAGGCGGAUGACGAGCACUACGUGCCGCGAGCGAUUUUGGUCGAUUUGGAGCCAAGGGUCCUUGCAAAUAUCAUGUCAGGGCCGUACAAAAGAUUGUACAACCCAGAGAACAUAUAUUCGUCCAAGACGGGCGGCGGUGCAGGCAACAACUGGGCGCAAGGGUUCGGCGCUGGGCAGAAGAUCGCGGAUGAGCUGAUUGAGAUGAUUGAACGUGAGGCAGACGGAAGCGACAGCUUGGAGGGCUUCAUGCUUCUCCACUCGAUCGCGGGAGGCACAGGUUCCGGCCUUGGCUCCUUCCUGCUAGAGGCGCUGAACGACGCAUACCCCAAGAAGCUCAUCCAGACCUAUUCGGUGUUUCCCAAUUCGGAGGAAACGUCGGACAUCGUCGUACAGCCGUACAACUCGAUCCUGACACUGAAGCGCCUGGUAGAUCACGCGGACAGCGUCGUCGUCCUCGACAAUGCCGCCCUCAGUCGGAUCGCUAGCGAUCGGUUACACAUCCAUGAUCCGAGCGUCAGUCAAAUCAACCAAAUGAUCAGCACGGUAAUGGGCGCAUCUACUUUGACACUGCGGUAUCCGGGCUACAUGAACAAUGACCUAGUCGGCAUGAUGGCGUCCUUAAUCCCAACCCCUCGGGCGCACUUCCUCAUGACCUCAUAUACCCCCUUCACCUCCGACACGGUGGAUCGGGGCAAAGCAACGAUGAAGACGUCCGUCCUGGAUGUGAUGCGGCGACUGCUCCAACCGAAGAACCGCAUGGUCUCCACGCAUGGUGCGAGCAAGUCCAGCUGCUACAUCUCCAUCAUGAACAUCAUCCAGGGCGACGUCGAUCCACGCGACGUGCACAAGUCGCUACUACGCAUUCGUGAGCGGCACCUGGCUUCCUUCAUCCCAUGGGGCCCUGCGUCUAUACAAGUGGCGCUCGCCAAACGCAGCCCAUACAUGGCGUCAACACAUAGGGUCAGCGGCCUGAUGCUCGCCAAUCAUACCGGCAUCGCGAGCUUGUUCAAGCGCACGGUCGAUCAGUAUGACCGAUUGAGGAAUCGAUCAGCUUUCGUCGAGCAGUACAAAAGAGAACCGGCGUUUUCGAGCGACCUGAGUGACUUUGAUGAGGCUCGGGAAACAACGCAGGAGCUCAUUCAAGAGUACCGUGCCGCCGAGCAACCGGAGUACAUUACCGGGAAGAGCGCAUAAGAUCUUGUAGCUUUGUCAGGAACCUCGACUGUAUUUUAGCAAGAUUGUGCAUUAUUGAGC